Molecule: messenger RNA, 410 nt
Organism: Notechis scutatus (mainland tiger snake)
Lineage: Eukaryota; Metazoa; Chordata; Lepidosauria; Squamata; Elapidae
Source: RefSeq, a predicted model, not a curated record
UUUUUUUUCAGCUGUGUAAAACUAACAUCUACCUGUUUGUGCUAUUUUGAUCUGCCAGGACCCCUGUCCAAACAACAGAAUCAAGGGCCUUCAGUAAACAAAAGCCGCCAACGUCUGCAGCAGAAAAAGGUGCCUCAGAAGAUAGAAGAAAAAUUGGAAUUGCCAGAUGGAGCAGCAUUGUCACCUCUGGAGAAGGUUGAGCAACAGGAGGCCAGAAGUCAAGAGGUGGAAGUUGGACUUAAACAGUCUUGUAAUAGUGACCCAACUGUAGCAACAAGUCAUCCGCUUGUGAAAAAGAAAAUGGAAUUGCAGGAGAAGUCUCGGUGGGAAAUCCUUCAACAAGAACAGAAACUGAUGGAAGAAAAAAAUAAACGCAAAAAGGCUUUCCUUGCUAAAGCAAUUGCUGAAAG